Messenger RNA from Acytostelium subglobosum LB1, 2646 nucleotides. RefSeq lists its product as hypothetical. The transcript has 2 exons. The annotation marks the transcript as partial. Gene Ontology annotation, biological process: proton transmembrane transport. Gene Ontology annotation, molecular function: antiporter activity. The record is from RefSeq and is a predicted model, not a curated record. Lineage: Eukaryota; Evosea; Eumycetozoa; Acytosteliales; Acytosteliaceae. Gene Ontology annotation, cellular component: membrane.
UUAAUUAUGGUAUACGGACCAUUGGAAUCAGAUGUAUCACUGUUCCUCGUGCAGGCACUGUUGAUCAUCAUCUUGGCCAGAUUCAUGGCCUGGCUGUUUGCCAAGAUCCAACAGCCACCAGUGAUAGCAGAGAUUAUAGCAGGUAUAUUACUGGGGCCGACGGCGCUGGGGAAAAUCCCGCACUUCUCCAGCACGCUGUUCCCCCCGACGUCGGUGCGCAUCCUGAGCGCCUUUGCCCAGGUCGGUCUGAUGUUCUUCAUGUUUAUCAUUGGACUGGAGCUGGACCCCAAGCUGUUCCGCUCGCAGAUUAAGCGCGCAGUCAUGAUCAGUGGCGCUAGCAUUGUGCUGCCCUUUGGACUGGGCCUUGUGGCAUCACUCUAUUUGGCGCAUCUCCAGGAGACUGCCUGGUCCUACUCACUCGGCAUCUUUGUUGGUGUCGCCCUCUGUAUCACAGCCUUCCCAGUGUUGGCCAGAAUCCUUGCAACCAAGAAGUUGCUCUCGACCCCUGUAUCACCCUCACACGUGGUCAUGAGUGGCGUGGUCGUGCUCCUGUUCGCCUCGUCAUGGGCCACAGAGGUCAUUGGCAUUCACGCAAUGUUUGGUGCAUUCACACUGGGCGCCAUCACGCCCAAGACAGGCGGCUUCAAUCAAGCCAUCACAGAAAAGAUCGAGGACCUCAUCUUGGUCUUCUUGCUGCCAAUCUACUUUGUCAUCUCUGGACUGAGGACCGACCUCACCAAGCUCAACUCGGGCGAUGCCUGGUUGGGCGUGCUGCUCAUUAUCUCGUGCGCUUGCUUUGGCAAGGUCGUGGGCUCGGGCACCGUGGCCUUGUUCACCGGUAGCAACAAGCGUGACGCGCUGUCCAUUGGCAUCCUGAUGAACACGCGUGGACUUGUUGAGCUGAUCGUGCUCAACCUCGGCCUGGACUUUGGUAUCAUCAAUCAAAAGGUAUUUGGCAUCCUCGUGCUGAUGGCCGUAUUCACGACCGUCACGACCAGUCCGCUCAUCUCGCUCGUGAUGAAGAAGGAGAAACAAAAGGCCAACGACGAGUACACGGUCGUGCUCUGCACGCCUUCGAUCAAUAUCGGAUCGGCCAUGGUCGACCUGGGCUUCACAAUUGGCAACAACAAGACUGCCAAGCCCACCACGGUGGCACCACUGCGUCGCAAGAAGUACAAGAAGCUGUACAUGUUGUCCAUCUCCGAGGUCAACGACCGUCCAUCCGAUUUCAUCAGCCAGAUUCGUCGCGAUGUCUCUCGCUCCACCUACAGCCAUCUGAUCCAGCAGGGUGCGCUCAUGCGCCUCAAGCUGUCCUUCCACUCGAUCGUCUCGGACAAUGACCAUCUGUCCAAGGAGAUCAUCAACUUCACACACAACAAGGACGCCAACCUGCUGAUCGUCGGUGAGGACACCAACAACAUGAUCCACGGCCGCGGUGGCAUGAUCAACCCCGACGUCCAGUGGUCCAUCUUCAAGAACUCCACAUCACACGUUGGUAUCUUCACCGAUCGCUCCGGCUUCAAGUCGGUGCCACAUCGUUUCCGUCGCAUCAUGCUGGCGUACCUCGGCGGCAAGAACCCCAACGAUGCCGAGGCCCUUGAGUUGGUCAACCGCAUGUCCGAGACAGAGAAUGUCACCAUCACCGUGGUGGUCUUUGACAACCUGUUGUACAGACAACACAAGAAACAACAGGCACAGGAGUACAAGGACAGCAAGGACCACAAGGAGGAGAUAGAACUCGAUGAUGGCGUGGUCACCAAACCCACUGUAGGCUUCAAGGAGGACUCAACAGACCUGGAUCACACGAUUGAGUUGGUGGACGAGGACCACUCACACUUGCACGACGUGCUCAAUGGCAAGAACAAGGACAGGUUCAGCGUGAUCUACAAGACAGCCAAUCACAGACAGCGCGACUUGCUGGAGCUGGCCGUGCAGUACGACCUGUUGGUCGUGCCCUACGAGGAGAAGAAGGUCGCGUCGCUGAGCUCGUCAAUGUUCAACGUGCCGGGCAUCCAGAGCAUGAUGAAGCGCUCCCUGUCCCUGGUCCACCUGUCGGGCUCGAGGAAGCACGAGGUUCAGCAGUCACAUCAUCAACAUUUGAGCGAGAUGGAGGCGAUCGAGGGUGCCGAAGCCGCAGGAAACAUCGACUCACAGGCCCAUGCCGUGGGCGGCACGCAGCCCGACCAUCCAUCGAUCGUUCAAACCGACUCUGAUGAGUCGCAGUCCAAUUCGCCGCAGUCCAGUGGCGGCAGUCACCUCAAGGAUGGCACGGUGUUGGAGCGACAGAUGUCAGCCGACGAACUGGAGUUUGUUGGCGAUCGUCCUUUGAAUGAAUCCAGCGACUAUGAGCCAUUCUGGAACCGUUGUCCAAUCUCCACUUUGGUCAUCUAUCACAAGGACACCAUACCACUGCAUCCAAAGGAUUCCGACACCGAGUCCGACACUGUCAUCCAAGUUGACAUUCCACCAACACAAGAGCCUCAACAUUAUCUUCCUCAGAUGGAGGAGGAAGUUGUACAAAACAUUGAUACUACCAACUCUAACAACAACAACAACAACAACUCUAACAAUAUCAAUCCAACAACAACAAACAAUGAUAUAGAACUUGGAGUUGUGUUGGACAAGGAUCAACAACAUCACAAGACA